AUGAUAUAUUUUGACGAUGUACCAAUGAAAGAAUAUUUCACAAAUAUCUUUUCUUUUAAUUCCGAUCAUGCUAAAGACAAUCCAAAAUUCCAAUGUCUAUUAGGAAACUGCCAUGUUGUGACUGCUUCAAAAAUUCUGCUAAUUUUUGAGGUCUUCGUGAUCACACCUCUCUACAUGCUUUUUCUCUUUCCAUGGUGGUUUAUAUGGAUUGGAGCACAUUUCGCAUUAAUUCUAAUCACAUUGUACGCGUUGCGUAAACAGAAACACAGAUUCAUGUAUCCCAUGGUAUUGACAGCGGCCUUCCACUUCCUUCUCUGGGGCUUUAUUUCAGAGCUUCAGCUAAUGGUAGCAAUAUUCGAUACCCAAGCGUUUUUGCGAUUUUACCAACAGGACUAUCACGAAGAUUUCUUCGUCAAAGUCGCUGUGAUGGUCAUCGUGAAGGCGAUCAUCCUUCUAAUAACCGCUCUUCUGUUCUGGCGUUUUGCAAUUUUCAACUCUACCAAAAACUACUUCGCUUCUAAAUUGGAGGGAGAAGUCACGACCACCGAGGAAAGCAAAAGCACCACACGAAAGCUUCUUCAACCAGUCUAA
Caenorhabditis bovis is the source of this 591-nucleotide messenger RNA. The record is from the annotation of a GenBank genome assembly. NCBI's taxonomy places the organism in Eukaryota, Metazoa, Nematoda, Chromadorea, Rhabditida, Rhabditidae.